AUGAGGCCUGAGGCGGCGGCAGCGCAGGGCAGCCCCGGGCUGGACCCGGCGGCGCUGGAGCAGCUGAAGCAGCGCGCGGCCGAGUGCGUGGAGCAGAACGCGGCGCGGCUGAGCGCGCUGAGCAGCUGCAUCUGGGUGACGGUGCUGGGCACCCCGGCCGAGGAGGAGGGAGGUGGCAAAAUUGACCUGAUCGAGGCCGGGGCCUUUGACGAUGUGGACGUGGUUUUCAUGGCUCACCCAGCACAGGAGGAUGCGGCCUACCUGCCUGAUGUAGCUGAGCACGAUGUAACUGUGAAAUACUAUGGAAAAGCUUCUCAUGCUGCUGCUUAUCCUUGGGAAGGAGUAAAUGCAUUAGAUGCUGCUGUUCUUGCAUACAACAAUCUAUCAGUUUUAAGACAGCAAAUGAAACCUACCUGGAGAGUUCACGGUGUAAUAAAAAAUGGUGGUGUGAAACCUAAUAUCAUCCCUUCUUACUCUGAGCUAGAAUUCUACUUGCGUGCCCCUUCUAUGACGGAGCUCACUGUUCUGACAGAGAAAGCUGAAAACUGUUUCAAAGCUGCAGCGCUGGCCACAGGAUGUAAAGUGGAAAUAAAAGGUGAUGGACAUGAUUACUAUAAUGUGCUUCCCAACAAGACUCUGCAGAAAAUUUACAGAGAAAAUGGAAAAAAGCUUGGAAUGGAAUUUAUUUCAGAAGAAUCUAUUUGCAAUGGCUUGUCAGGUUCCACUGAUUUUGGAAAUGUCUCAUUUGUUGUUCCUGGAAUUCAUCCUUAUUUUUAUAUUGGCUCAGAUGCAUUAAAUCAUACUGAGCAGUUUACUGAAGCUGCAGGGUCAGAAGAAGCUCAGUUCUAUGCUUUGCGCACAGCAAAAGCUUUGGCGAUGACUGCAUUGGAUAUUAUUUUCAAGCCAGACCUUCUGGAAAAAGUUAGAGAAGACUUUAGACAGAUCUUGGAUUGUUAAAGUUUGUCCAAAGCAUUUCACUUGGAGUUUCUUUUCAACAAUGACUAAGCAGCCUGGAGAUGAGUAGGAAAAUCUUUUUUCCUACAUGUAAGUAAAUGUCUUCACAGUAAGUAGCUUGGGGUAUGUUAAUUUGAAAGGCUUUAUAUCUCCAUUAUGCUUGUAUGGUUUUUCUCUUCUGUGAAG
This is a messenger RNA of Alligator sinensis (Chinese alligator), 1140 nucleotides long. It is a transcript of the gene PM20D2, whose product is annotated as peptidase M20 domain containing 2. The transcript is spliced from 8 exons. The record is from RefSeq and is a predicted model, not a curated record. The coding region runs from base 1 to 957 and encodes 318 amino acids. Gene Ontology annotation, molecular function: dipeptidase activity. Lineage: Eukaryota; Metazoa; Chordata; Crocodylia; Alligatoridae.